Zea mays is the source of this 1761-nucleotide messenger RNA. RefSeq lists its product as uncharacterized. The transcript is spliced from 12 exons. The record is from RefSeq and is a predicted model, not a curated record. Bases 310 to 1302 code for a protein of 330 amino acids. Lineage: Eukaryota; Viridiplantae; Streptophyta; Magnoliopsida; Poales; Poaceae.
UCGUGCAGUGUUGUAUACUAAUUGCAAACAUAUCCUUUCUUAUCCGGCCGUCUUGGUUCUAGCCACUCCCCACUCCUCACGGCUCACGAGGGUACGGCACCUCGCCGUGGCCCGCGGCUGUUUCCGAGGCAAGCGGACUCACCGGCGUCCUGCGCACGCGAGGCGAGCAGCGGCUCCGUCGACCUGCGAGCCAAUCCGUCUUUAUUUCUCCACCCCAAUAUCCAAACAUAAGAUAAAAAUCUAUCCAACACUCAUUUCCCACGCCACUCCCCCACUCCCUCUCCACCCUGCUUCCGUUUUCGGCCGGCGAUGGCGACGACCGCCGCCGCAUCCACGUCGCUCCGGCCGCUGUCACCGUCCCCACCUCGCAUCGCGAGUUUGCCCCGUCGGUGGUGUUGGGGAAUCCCGGUGCAGUCCUCCGGGCGGAGCGCAUUCCAUGCUGAACGGCGGAGGCGGAGCACUUUAUUAUGCGCUGCUGAUAAAGCUCCUGAAGAAUCCCUCAAGAAGACCAUUGAAGUGGAUAGGCUUAUUGAUAUGCUGAGGGACGCAAAUCCUAGAGAGGUAAAUGUGAAUCUUGAUCAAAUAGUGGUUGAAAAUGUUCUGGCAUUCGACGCAGGUUUCUGGGUUCGACUGGCAGCUAGAAUUGAUCUCUGCAAAUCAGAUGAUGAUAAAAAAGAUUAUGAAGAGCUGGCGGAAAAUGUCAUGAACAUUGUUGACCGGCUUGUUCACAAGACUAAUCAAAAGAUUGAACAAUCAACUGAUGUGCUGAAGGCAAUUAUUAGUCCUGCAAUGCAUGAAGGAGAUGUGAAGUGGCCACCAAGAGAUCCAGAUACACUCAAAUUGAUGGAGAAAGAAAUAACACGCCGAGAACAAGAAGGACAACUUGAUGAGGGAUUUCUGUCAGAAGUUAGUGCUCAGUUGAGGCAAGCUAAACAAGACGGAGAUAAGCCAGGGCUUCAGGCUAUGCUGCAAAAGGUGUUGCAGUUAUAUGCUUCUAAAUCUCUCCAAAAACGUAGUUAUGCAUACAAAGGGGGGCAAGUUGUAGUUCCUGAAAAGUUUCUCGAAUGUGUAAUACAGGCUCCUGAGAACGAGUGGAAUAAGGUGUUGCUUGACGGGCUUACAGUAGGAAAAGGAGACGUUUCGCCAGAUGAUCUGUAUGCCGUUAUUAACAAGAGAAUUGAGAGAGUCUUGAUUCGUACGGAAGGUGGUUCUUACCAACAACGCAUACUGGUUGAGUAUCUAAAAGAGAUACAUGCUAGAGCAGAGGAAGUUGUCAAAGUGCUUCAAGGACCAACAAUAUAACAUCUCCUGAUCUUGUUUACACUACACAUGAUUUCCUGUUUGCGCGUAGUCGGUUGGGACAAUGACUUAAUUUUGUUGGAGUUGCUCGGCAGACAGCUAAGAGCAGACAUGCCUGAUGCUUGGACCUGAUCAAACUAGGAGAGCACAGGAAAUCGAGAGAAGAGAGAAGCCAGGAGAGGGUCUUCUUACGUGGGUAUUAUUUGAUCUUUGGUUUGGCAGGCCAUGUAUUAAUUCGUAGUGAUUAUGUUAUCUUUCCUACUCGAUCAUUUCUAUUUUCAAAAUAGAUUUGCCUAUUUGAUGAAUAUGAAUCUACUUCCUGGAGGCUCCAUCUAUCAUGUAUUUGCUGCAGAAUAUAAGGAGUUAUUAGGCGUUUGGCUGAUGAUCUAUCUGAUCUGCACCUAUCUAUACUACCGUGCCUUUUCUUUAGGCACAAUGGCACCUUGAAAGUUGCAUACAAAA